GCACGCUGGCUGCUCCUUGCGGAGAGGCGUGGGACGCUUCGGCGGCGUGGUCUAGCGGCUCCGAGGGAGGCAGGCUUGUGUGCGCUCCCGCUUCCGAGGCCUAGUGGGCCGUCGGUGGCAGAGAGGUUCGGGGUUUGCAGCGGCCUGAGAGCUCGCGGCUAGCCGCGCCCCGGCCUCACCAUGUUGGUCCUGUUUGAAACGUCGGUUGGCUACGCCAUCUUUAAGGUUCUGAAUGAGAAGAAACUUCAAGAGGUCGACAGUUUGUGGAAAGAAUUUGAAACUCCGGAAAAGGCUAAUAAAAUAGUAAAGCUAAAACAUUUUGAGAAAUUUCAGGAUACAGCAGAAGCAUUAGCAGCAUUCACAGCUCUGAUGGAGGGAAAAAUCAAUAAGCAGCUGAAGAAAGUUCUGAAGAAAAUAGUAAAAGAAGCCCACGAACCUCUGGCUGUGGCUGAUGCUAAACUAGGAGGGGUGAUAAAGGAAAAACUGAAUCUCAGCUGUAUCCACAGUCCUGUUGUUAAUGAGCUUAUGAGAGGAAUUAGAUCUCAAAUGGAUGGCUUGAUUCCUGGGGUGGAACCACGGGAGAUGGCAGCCAUGUGUCUCGGGUUGGCUCACAGCCUGUCUCGAUACAGAUUGAAAUUCAGUGCUGAUAAAGUAGACACAAUGAUUGUUCAGGCAAUUUCCUUGUUAGAUGACUUGGAUAAAGAACUAAACAACUACAUUAUGCGAUGUCGGGAGUGGUAUGGCUGGCACUUCCCUGAAUUAGGGAAAAUUAUUUCAGAUAAUUUGACAUACUGCAAGUGUUUACAGAAAGUUGGCGACAGGAAGAACUAUGCAUCUGCGACUCUCUCUGAAUUUCUGUCAGAGGAGGUAGAAGCAGAGGUGAAAGCAGCUGCAGAGAUAUCUAUGGGAACAGAGGUUUCUGAGGAAGAUAUUUGUAACAUUCUGCAUCUGUGUACCCAGGUGAUUGAAAUUUCUGAGUAUAGAACUCAGCUGUAUGAGUAUCUGCAAAAUCGCAUGAUGGCCAUCGCACCCAAUGUUACGGUCAUGGUUGGGGAGUUGGUUGGAGCACGACUCAUUGCUCAUGCAGGUUCUCUUUUGAAUUUGGCCAAGCAUGCAGCUUCUACGGUUCAGAUUCUUGGCGCAGAAAAGGCACUUUUCAGGGCACUCAAAUCUAGACGAGACACCCCUAAAUAUGGGCUCAUUUAUCAUGCUUCUCUUGUAGGACAGACAAGUCCCAAACAUAAAGGAAAGAUUUCUCGAAUGUUGGCAGCCAAAACUGUUUUGGCUAUCCGAUACGAUGCAUUUGGUGAAGAUUCCAGUUCUGCAAUGGGAGUUGAGAACAGAGCCAAAUUAGAGGCCAGACUGAGAAUUUUGGAAGACAGAGGGAUAAGAAAAAUAAGUGGAACAGGAAAGGCAUUAGCAAAAGCAGAAAAGUACGAACACAAAAGUGAAGUGAAGACAUAUGAUCCCUCUGGUGACUCCACACUUCCAACUUGUUCUAAAAAACGAAAAAUAGAAGAGGUAGAUAAAGAGGAUGAAAUUACUGAAAAGAAAGCAAAAAAAGCCAAGAUUAAAAUUAAAGCUGAAGUAGAAGAGGAGGAGGUGGAGGAGGAGGCAGCAGCGGAGGAGGAGGAAGAAGAGGUAGAGGAGGAGCCAUCUGUAAAGAAGAAGAAGAAGAAGGAUAAAAAGAAACACAUCAAGGAGGAGCCACUUUCUGAGGAAGAGCCAUGCACCAGCACAGCAGUUCUUAGUCCAGAGAAAAAGAAGAAAAAGAAGAAAAAGAAAGAAGCUGAGGACUAAUGGAAAGGAACCCUAAUGUUGUCACCUGAACACAUCAUGCUUGAGACUGGGGCGUAUAGAUGCCGUGUAAAAUAAUGAAGGGAGAUUAAAUCCAAUAAUGAUUAUCUGUAGCUUCUCAAAACCAUUUUUGUGUCUUGUCAACAACUGUUAACCUUAGAGUCUUUGAUACAGAAAUAAAUAAAAGUAUUUUCUUUGUAUUA
This is a messenger RNA of Microtus ochrogaster (prairie vole), 2000 nucleotides long. It is a transcript of the gene Nop58, whose product is annotated as NOP58 ribonucleoprotein. Gene Ontology annotation, cellular component: box C/D methylation guide snoRNP complex; small-subunit processome. The record is from RefSeq and is a predicted model, not a curated record. NCBI's taxonomy places the organism in Eukaryota, Metazoa, Chordata, Mammalia, Rodentia, Cricetidae. Gene Ontology annotation, molecular function: snoRNA binding.